AGGCCACGCGUGUGGUGUGACGGGACAGGGGACCGGCACCUGAUGACCCUGACCUCACUGGAGCUCCCAUCCCCAAGCUUGACUGGAGUAGCUGUCAAGGCUGAUGGUUUCACAUUCCCGGACCUCUCACGACUGCUCUGGAAUUUGGAGUGUAGCUUCCGAUGUCAUGUGGCCGGUGUUCUGGACCGUGGUGCGGACCUAUGCUCCCUAUGUCACCUUCCCUGUGGCCUUUGUGGUCGGGGCUGUGGGCUACCACCUAGAAUGGUUCAUCAGAGGAAAGGACCCUCAGCCCGUGGAGGAGGAAAAGAGCAUCUCGGAGCGCCGAGAGGACCGAAAGCUGGAUGAGCUGCUAGGCAAGGACCACACUCAGGUGGUGAGCCUUAAGGACAAGCUGGAAUUCACCCCGAAAGCAGUCCUGAACAGAAACCGUCCAGAGAAGAAUUAACGGAGGGCCCAGGUCCCUGUGGCGCACUGGGCUGUGACAUGUCCCGCCACCCUGUCGACCCAGCUUCAGAACAUACAUCUGAUUUGCUUUGCUGCUCACUCUGGCUCCUUCUGCACCCUCAGCCACACACACACUGGCUGGUCCUCAAUGGCUGUACAGCUGCGGCAGUAGGGGCCAGCAAAGAGAAAGAUGGCGACUGCUGGAAGGGCUCUCCGUGACUGUGCAGGCUU
Molecule: messenger RNA, 675 nt
Organism: Acomys russatus (golden spiny mouse)
Lineage: Eukaryota; Metazoa; Chordata; Mammalia; Rodentia; Muridae
Gene: Smim12
Product: small integral membrane protein 12
Exons: 2
Coding region: 104-445 (113 amino acids)
Source: RefSeq, a predicted model, not a curated record